GGGUGUCCCGUAUGCUGCCAAGGUCGGGCAUGAACCUCUACCUCCAACCAUUGGGAGAAACGUGCUGGGGAGAAAAGUAUUGUACCUACCUGGCUUUUUCACAUAUGCUAAACACAUUGUGGCAGUGGAUGGGAAAACAGGCCUCUUCCGCGGCCUAGCUCCUCGAAUCCUCUCCAGCACUUUAUCCACCGUCACCCGGGGCACUGUAAAGAAGGUCUUUCCUGUGGAGGACAUGGAGCAUGUUUCUAACAAGGAUGAUGUGAAGACUUCCCUCAGAAAAGUGAUGAAAGAGACCUCUCAUGAGAUGCUGACGCAGUGCAUGUCCCGGGUUAUCUCGCACCCCUUGCACGUGAUCUCAGUGCGCUGCAUGGUCCAGUUUGUAGGCCGGGAAGUCAAGUACAGUGGUGUGCUGAGCUCCAUUGGCAGGAUUUUUAAAGAAGAAGGGAUCUUGGGAUUCUUUGUCGGCUUAGUCCCUCACAUCCUGGGAGACGUCGUCUUCCUGUGGUGCUGUAACAUCCUGGCUCAUUUCAUCAACACCUACGCCGUGGACGACAGUUUUAGCCAGGCAUCUGUGAUCAGGAGCUACACGAAGUUCGUGAUGGGGAUUGCUGUGAGCAUGCUGACGUAUCCCUUCCUUCUGGUGGGAGACCUCAUGGCUGUGAACAACUGUGGGCUACGUGCCGGCCUGCCUCCCUAUGCUCCUGUGUUCACCUCCUGGAUUCAGUGCUGGAGGCACCUCAGUGCUCAGGGGCAGCUGUUCCGGGGCUCCAGCCUGCUUUUCCGCAGAGUGUCUGCCACAGCAAGUUUCCCUGUUGACUAAUUCUGCUUGUACUUUAUUAACUCGUUACCUCGGCUGGGAGAGAGGGGACACAUGGCUCUACAGGGCCUCCGCUGAGGGUUUUUCUUUUGAAUCUGAAGACCAAAGUGCAGGGACAAGCUGCCUCCUGUCCAGCGAAGCCGGAAAUGAACCCACCUGUGGCGAGCUGGGUUGGAGCCCAUUGCUAGUGGUUGGUUUGGCUGAGGUGCACCAGUUGGCUCCUCCGGCUCAGCCUGCAGGGCUUGAGUCAGAAGGGACAGUCUGUGCUGUAAAAGUGGCCAGUGCCCAGUCUCCCAGCAGCACUGCAGCGAGAAGCUGCUUUAGGCAGCCCGUGCUUGGGAGAUGAACUAGAAUUUGCCCUGCCAAUGGGAUCACACCGUAGGUGGCCCUCCGCCCUCGUGCCGCACGGCACUACAGGAAGUGUCUGCGCUUAGCGCUCUCGCCUGCCUCCCUUUGUAACUGCCUUGCCCGGCCAGCCCACGGACACACCGCGGUGCUUGCGA
Pelodiscus sinensis (Chinese soft-shelled turtle) is the source of this 1320-nucleotide messenger RNA. NCBI's taxonomy places the organism in Eukaryota, Metazoa, Chordata, Testudines, Trionychidae. The record is from RefSeq and is a predicted model, not a curated record.